Messenger RNA from Medicago truncatula (barrel medic), 1176 nucleotides. RefSeq lists its product as uncharacterized. The record is from RefSeq and is a predicted model, not a curated record. The transcript is spliced from 3 exons. Bases 1 to 1176 code for a protein of 391 amino acids. NCBI's taxonomy places the organism in Eukaryota, Viridiplantae, Streptophyta, Magnoliopsida, Fabales, Fabaceae.
AUGGCCAAAAUGAGAUUUCGAACUCCAUGGCGGAAAUGGAUUAAAGAAUGUAUAGGAACUGCUUCAGCAUCUGUGUUGGUAAAUGGUAGUCCCACGGCAGAGUUUCCUUUAAAGCGUGGGUUACGACAGGGUGACUCUUUGUCACCAUUUAUUUUUCUUUUGGCUGUAGAGGGUCUCAAUGUUUUGAUGAAGGCGGUGGUGGACUCUCAAUUGUUUACGGGGUAUUGUUUUGGAGCGCUUAAUGGGUUGUCUGUUUCCCAUUUUCAGUUCGCAGAAGAUACAUUGUUGUUGGGUAAGAAGAAUUGGGCGAAUGUCCGUGCUUUACGGGCUGUUUUGGUGUUAUUCGAAAGUGUGUCUGGUUUAAAGGUGAAUUUCAAUAAAAGCAUGUUGUCAGGUAUUAAUAUUAGUGACUCUUGGUUGGGAGCAGCAGCCACUGUUCUGAAUUGUAGGAUGGGGAGGGUCCCUUUUAUGUAUCUGGGACUUCCCGUUGGAAGGGAUGCUAGCAGAUUAUCUUUUUGGGAUCAUGUUGUUGCCCGUAUUGCGAAGAGGUUGUCUAUGUGGAAGAGUAGGUUUUUAUCGUUUGGUGGCCGUUUGAUUCUCAUAAAUAAGGAGGAAGGAGGUUUGGGGGUGCGAAGAAUGAGAGAAAUUAAUUUGGCUCGCUUCGGAAAAUGGUGUUGGAGGAUGCUAGAUGAUAGAAAUGGUUUAUGGUAUAGGGUGUUAGUGGCUCGUUAUGGUGAGGAGGGUGGUGUUUUGAAGGAUAGAGGGCGGCGGGCUUCUAGUUGGUGGCGUGAGCUUGCUCGUGGUAUUGCUUUAGCGGUGCGGUUUAGACGCUUAUAUGAUUUAAGUGUCGAUAAGCAUUGUACGGUGGAGGAUAUGCAUGUGUUGGGGUGGGAGGAGGGAGGUGAGGCUUGGCAGUGGCGCAGGCGGUUGUGGGAUUGGGAGGAAGCGUUAGUCGAGGAGUGUAGGGCGUUGUUUGCUAAUGUUAUUUUGCAUAUCACAAAGUCAGAUGAAUGGAGAUGGCGACUUGAUAAUCUAGGAAAAUACUAUGUCCGUUAUGUUUAUGAUUUGUUAACUUCAGGUGGUAAUGUUAAUGUGGAUGAGGUGUCAUCUUUAGUGUGGCACAGACAAGUCCCGCUAAAGGUCUCUAUUCUUGCUUGGAGGCUACUUCGCAAUUGA